AUGGGUGUCGAGGUGACCAAAGUAAACAAAGGAGAACUUUUGUUUAUCGAUAAUCCCAACUACAAUAAGCUGAUUGGAGAACAUGCGCAUUUAAAUCAAGUCAAUGUUCAAGGCACAAGUACAAAGGACAAAUUACCCAUUCAUAUUAUUCUUGGGGCUAGCGAAUACGCUAAAGUCAAAACAGAAACUGCACCAAAGAUUGGAAUGUCGGGGCAACCGGUCGCAGAACUUACUAGAUUUGGAUGGACUAUAAUAUCUCCUGGAAAAGAACCUAUCGAUAUUGGAAACAUGUUGGCAUGUCAAACUACGCAAGUUGACUACGAAGAGUUAUGCAAGCUUGACAUUUUGGGACUCGAGGAUACGCCUACAAACAGUCAAGACACAGUGUAUCAAGAGUUCAAAGAACAGUUAGCGAGAGAUGAAAACGGCUGUUAUAUAACUGGACUCCCAUGGAAAGGCGAUCACCCACCACUUCCUAGCAACAAGGCAGGAAGUUUACAGCGACUGGCUAGUUUAACAAAGAAGCUCGAGCGGCAAGAUCUCACAGCAAAGUACGCAGAGAUAAUAGAAGAACAAAUUACCGAAGGAAUCGUAGAGGCCGCCGAAGGACCGAGCAUAGGCAGGGAAUUCUAUAUCCCUAACACACCCGUCUUACGUACUCAAGCUGAAAGCAGUAAAUUACGUAUCGUCUACGACGGCAUUGUUUGGUCUCGCGCCAUCUCCCUUUUUGCUGGGGGGAGUAAUCGAGGCUCAUUUGGAUACCUGGGAGGAAAAAGAACCGGAAGUGGUCUCGAGGAUCAGGAAAGAACUUUACGUUGAUGAUUUA
This is a messenger RNA of Nematostella vectensis (starlet sea anemone), 826 nucleotides long. RefSeq lists its product as uncharacterized. The record is from RefSeq and is a predicted model, not a curated record. The coding region runs from base 1 to 819 and encodes 272 amino acids. The transcript is spliced from 2 exons. NCBI's taxonomy places the organism in Eukaryota, Metazoa, Cnidaria, Anthozoa, Actiniaria, Edwardsiidae.